Molecule: messenger RNA, 3333 nt
Organism: Xiphias gladius (swordfish)
Lineage: Eukaryota; Metazoa; Chordata; Actinopteri; Istiophoriformes; Xiphiidae
Gene: rasgef1ba
Product: RasGEF domain family, member 1Ba
Exons: 15
Coding region: 193-1614 (473 amino acids)
Biological process (GO): positive regulation of GTPase activity; Ras protein signal transduction
Cellular component (GO): plasma membrane
Molecular function (GO): guanyl-nucleotide exchange factor activity
Source: RefSeq, a predicted model, not a curated record
GCAUUAACUGAUUAGCUAGCGUUAGCUACGGCAACGUUUUCAGAAGGUCGCCGUGGUUCGCAAACUACCGAGCCGGCUACGAGCCCGCUGCCGUCAAAGGGAAAGUCUCGGCUGUUGGAAAGGCUGUUUAUCACGUUUUGGGAAAGGAUACGAGGGGACUUUGCACCUGGAUUACCGCUCGUCGAGGACAACAUGCCUCAGACACCGCCAUUCACGGGGCAGCUGAACACAAGCAGCUACAACAAGAACCUCUACCAGACCAAAGAGGAAGGCUACCCCGGCCUCUAUUAUCAUGACAACAACCUUGUGUCUGGGUCCCUGGAGGCCCUCAUUCACCACUUGGUCCCAACUGUAGAUUAUUAUCCAGAUAGGACGUACAUCUUCACCUUCCUGCUCAGCUCUCGCCUGUUCAUCCACCCGUAUGAGCUCAUGUCCAAGGUGUGCCACCUGUGCAUGGAGCAGCAGCGACUCAGCGAUCCCCAAGCUGACAAGAUGAGAGUCAGGAAGAUUGCUCCCAAGAUCCUUCAGCUCCUGACAGAGUGGACGGAAACCUUCCCAUAUGACUUCAGGGACGAGAGGAUGAUGCGCAGCCUGAAGGAGCUGACCCACCGGUUGGCCUGUGGAGACGAGGUUUACAGGAAGGCGGUAGGCCAGAUGAGCCAGGGCCUGAUCAGGAGGUUGACAGUGCUCAGCCAGUACGAGGAGGCGCUGGUCAAGAUCAACGCCACAGCGGCAGAGCGACUGACGGCUCUUAAGACAAAGCCCCAGGCGGCCAUCCAGAGAGAUAUGCUGUCUAUCUGCAACGACCCCUUCACUGUCGCCCAGCAGCUCACGCACAUAGAACUGGAGAGACUGAGUUACAUCGGACCUGAAGAAUUCAUCCAGGCCUUCGUCCAGAAAGACCCUCUGGACAACGAUAAGAGUUGCUUCAGUGAUCACAAGAAGGCCAGCAACCUGGAAGCUUAUGUUGAAUGGUUCAACAGGCUCAGUUAUCUGGUGGCUACAGAAAUCUGCAUGCCUGUGAAGAAGAAGCACCGAGCUCGAGUCAUCGAGUUCUUCAUCGACGUGGCGCGUGAAUGCUUCAACAUUGGCAACUUUAACUCCCUCAUGGCCAUCAUCUCUGGGAUGAACAUGAGUCCUGUGUCUCGGCUGAAGAAAACCUGGAGCAAAGUGAAGACGGCCAAGUUUGACAUCUUAGAACACCAGAUGGAUCCUUCCAGCAAUUUCUACAACUACAGAACGGCGCUGAGAGGAGCCACGCAGAGGUCGAUCACCGCCAACAGCAGCAGAGAAAAGAUCGUCAUCCCUUUCUUCAGCCUGCUAAUAAAAGACAUCUACUUCCUCAAUGAGGGAUGUGCCAACAGGCUGCAGAACGGACAGAUCAACUUUGAGAAAUUCUGGGAACUUGCCAAACAAGUGAGUGAAUUCAUGACCUGGAAGAAGUUGGAGUGUCCGUUUGAGAAGGAUCGCAAGAUCCUGCAGUACCUGCUGACGGCUCCAGUGUUCACUGAAGAUGCAUUGUGUCUGGCAUCAUACGAAAGCGAAGGGCCUGAGAACAACAUGGAGAAGGACAGAUGGAAGUCUCUGAGAUCCACUCUGCUAAGCAGGGUCUGAACAUCUCAGCUGAAGAAACCAGACUGAAGACGAACCCCUGACAAGCAAGCCGUGCCCCCCAGCGCCGCUGUUGUCCGAACAAAGUAUUCCCCUGUUGGAAGGGAAAUGACAAUCUCGACUUUGGCUGGCGAGGACCUUUUGUGUUCCCUCCACCGUCAGAUUUCUACUAAGCUCUGCUUUUCCUAACUCUCGUGGUCUCUGUGGCUGUAUAUUUCAGGACAGCUGUUUUUUUUUUUUUCAUCUCUUUGUAUGACUUUGUAGAGUUUUUAAAAAAAAAACAAAACAACAAACCACCACCACAGACCGUCAUCACAGUAAAAGCCAAGGGGACGUGCUUUUUCUCCUUCGAAGCGUUUCGCCCUGAUAAACCUUCUGUCGGCGUGAACAGAGUCGAUGGGGUUGCUUGCCCCCCCACUCCCGCCAGCUUGACACACUUUAUUCCACGGAAACAACGAAGUUAGCUGCUGGUUGGCUAAUGCAACAGAAACGCUACUCUCUCUCUCCGGUUCCACAAGCCAGCACUCUGUACGGAGAAGUUCAACCUUAACCCGCAACACUGUUGUUCAUCGUUAAGCUAGCCCUUACUUAUAGUUUUGUUGUUUCGUCCAUUUCCUGUUGUAUGAUUCCCGAGUAUCUUUCACCUCAUGUUGCUGAAGCUUUUGUUAAAUUGUAAUGUGUAAGAGAAAAAUGCACUGGCUGCAUUUUAAGAUGUAAUUGAGUUGUUUUUUUGUUUUUUUUGGUUGUGUUGUAUAAAGUUGUGAUUUAUUAAGCAGGAAGCUUGUUUUUUUUUUUUUUUUUUUGACCCACUCAAGGCCUCAGUGUGCUUCAAACGAAUUAAGACGUCAGUAAGCUUCAACCAAGGUGUUUUUCCUCGUGGUCGAACAGUAUCAGAGGACCCCCGCGUCUUUCCAAGGCAGGAGUUGGGGGUUUAAGAUGGUGUUAGAUGCCCCGACGAGCACUUCGUUUGAGGCAUAGCGAGGCCUUCGGCAGUGAGCUUCAGUGGAAGGUGCGAUGAUGUGCGCUUCCUGUUGUUCUUGAUAAUCGGUGUUUUUUAAAAAAAACUAAAAAAAAACAAACAAACAAACCCCUCUGCUGCUGAGAAGAUAAACCAGGCCGUGACCAGACUUCUCCCCUUUUGCUCCUGCUUUACCUACUAAUGUAGAAAAUGAGUGUGGUUGUGCUGCCCCCUGGUGGUUCAGUGAGAAAAGUGAAUGGAUUUGUGUGGUUGAAUAAUGAAUAAUGUGAACUGAAGAUUUCUGUUGAAACCCCACACAGGCUAACUAAUGUCCCUUUUUAUUUUUUCUCAUAUUAUAAAAGUAUAGUCUCCUCCCUGUUUGUUUUAUUUAUAAAUCUAUGUGUAGUCACAUGUUGUCCUCAUGCCAAUAUUUACUGUUAUUUAAUUUUGUACUAGGUACAUAACAUGCUUAAGUAGUCCUCGGAUAUUGGCUUAAUAUUUUUUUAUACAAGUUUGUAUGAGACACUUAUUUUUCGAGGUACUAGCUCAGAUUAUGAAGUUAAACAUAUUUGACUGACGUCUGCUUUGCCUCGACUGCUCCUCUCUCACCACAGAGUGCUGUUGUGUUUUGUCAUGUACAUACUGUACCCCCCCCCCUUCUGUGUUCAUCCAUUUGUAUUUGGGUUGUUAAAAUGGAAUAGAGGAACCGUUUAUAAAUGAAUUAGUUGUGUUUGAAAGAGUUAAUAAAGGAAUGUAAAAAAUCA